AUGCAUCGACCGACCACCACAUUUUCGAGGGCUCUGGCUCUAACAUUGCUGGCCCUAUCGACAGUCUGCAACGCCGAUGAUGAUGAUAGCACCCCUACGCCUACGGUCACGACAGCUCCCAUCUUUAUACCCUACUACAGUGAAGAUCAAUGGUCUGUUGUGCGGGGCAGUAUUAUCUCGACGGAUACGACGGCGACCCAAACGACAUACACCAUCUUUUGUCCUACAGCAACCCAAGUUGCUUGCGACUUGUCGCUAGAGUUUCCCUUUGUCAUUGUCGAAGGCCCAAGCACGCUCAAGUUCCACGGCACCUUGACCUCUACAUAUAUUGCCGAUCUGGAAUGUAAAAUGAACGGAACCACCGCCGCCACUUGCUCUGGCUACUCGAGCUAUCGAUCCGGCUACACGAACGGCAAGUACACUGGCCCUACAGAGGUAUCGUGGACUUCAACGUUGACGGGAUCCAAUGUUCACUGGGGCACCCUCACCCUCGCCGAUAAGCCGACCGAGACGGACGACUCGCUCGACGUAACUGGCACGGAUAUUGCUGGCCCGACGGACCAACACUGCCCAAUCCUCGAUGGGAAACUGGUAACCAGUCAACAGUCAAAAGGGCCGUCUCCAGUAGGCGCAAGUCAACCGGGCCAGCGAUGGGAAGACCCUGGUGAACGAUCCAUGGGCCAGAAAUCGCCGCAACUUUCCAGAUGGCUGGAUCCCGAGUCCCUUGCCUAUUUCCACCUCCCUACUGAUGGGUCGCUGUGCUCAACCGCCCAUGGCAUUGACGUCUCAUUUCACAUCAAACGACUGGUCAAUGGUCAGACUGAGUCUUUGUUCUUUUGGCGCGCGCAAACCAGUGCUAGUCGAGGUCGGACGACAAAGACAGCUUCACACAAUGAAACUGGACCUAUUGUGACCAAUGGCUUGUGA
Messenger RNA from Pochonia chlamydosporia 170, 927 nucleotides. RefSeq lists its product as hypothetical. The transcript has 4 exons. Bases 1 to 927 code for a protein of 308 amino acids. The record is from RefSeq and is a predicted model, not a curated record. NCBI's taxonomy places the organism in Eukaryota, Fungi, Ascomycota, Sordariomycetes, Hypocreales, Clavicipitaceae.